This is a messenger RNA of Cloeon dipterum, 1126 nucleotides long. Its product is annotated as aldo-keto reductase family 1 member B1-like. The record is from RefSeq and is a predicted model, not a curated record. Gene Ontology annotation, cellular component: cytosol. The transcript is spliced from 7 exons. Gene Ontology annotation, molecular function: aldose reductase (NADPH) activity. Bases 62 to 1021 code for a protein of 319 amino acids. NCBI's taxonomy places the organism in Eukaryota, Metazoa, Arthropoda, Insecta, Ephemeroptera, Baetidae.
GCAGUCGUCAGAUGUGAAAAAGCUUCGCAUUGCUCACACACACCUAAACUGAAUAGAAGAAAUGGCUGCAGCUGAAAUCCCCAGCGUGAAGCUAUUGGAUGGCACUUCAAUUCCUGUUCUUGGCUUGGGAACCUGGGAGUCGAAGCCCGGUGAAGUGAAAACUGCUGUUGAUGCUGCGAUUUCUGCUGGUUACCGGCACAUUGACUGCUCCCCGACGUAUGGAAAUGAAGCAGAGGUGGGUGAUGCGAUUGCGGCCAAAAUUAAAGACGGCUCUGUCACCAGAGACCAGAUGUAUAUCGUCAGUAAGUUGUGGCAAACUUAUCACGAGCCAGACGAUGUCGAGGAAGGGCUGAGAGCCACCCUCAAGAACCUUCAGGUGGAAUACUUAGACUUGUAUUUGAUGCACUUUCCAAUUGGAUUCAAACAACAAUCUGGACUUGUACCUGCUCAUGAUGCAAACAACCAGAUUAUCACAACUGACAGGGAUUACCUUGAUACCUGGAAAGCGAUGGAAAAGUUGGUGGAAAAGAAAUUAGUUCGCUCAAUUGGAGUAUCUAAUUUUAACGAAGAGCAGGUAGAUCGCAUCUUGGCGAACUGCACCAUCAAACCGGUCACAAAUCAAGUCGAGUGUCACCCGUAUUUUAAUCAAAAGUCUCUUUCGGAGCACUGCGCAAAGCGGGGUGUAAUUGUGACAGGCUACAGUCCAUUCGCGAGACCAAGCAGGUCGUGGGUAGGUCCUGACGAGCCAAUUCUGCUUGAAGAUCCUGCACUGGUGGCUAUUGCCAAAAAAUACAACAAAACAGUGGCCAACAUCUUGCUCCGCUAUCAAAUCGAUUGCGGUCACAUAACCAUUCCAAAGACGGUUUCGCCAGAGAGGAUGAAACAGAACAAACAAAUUUUCGACUUCAAAUUGGACCCAAGUGACAUUUCAGAAAUUGAGAAGUUGAACAGACCUGAUGGUCGCAUAUAUCGACUAGCCCUGCUGUCUUUCUGCAAAAACCAUAAAUACUAUCCUUUUUAGAGCUUCUGUGGUGAGGGCAAUCACCGGAAUAGAAGUGACAAUAAGUUGACGAAAAUUUGUGGCCAGUAGUUGCAUCCUUAAUAUUAAAUGUGAGGUGUGCGAAAA